Molecule: messenger RNA, 405 nt
Organism: Acanthoscelides obtectus
Lineage: Eukaryota; Metazoa; Arthropoda; Insecta; Coleoptera; Chrysomelidae
Source: the annotation of a GenBank genome assembly
AUGACUAAUGACUGCAAGUACAGGGGUGCGUUUGUAAAGCCUAAACACCCAUCGGGGAACACGUGUGCAUGCAACAUGCACACAUUCUGGCUCCGCCUACGAGAUCCGCCGGGUGGUACCUCCACGUUCGACAGUCAGAGACCGUCUACCACCUACGGACAAUCACAGCAUCCAUAGCCAAGAGCAAAAUUUCUCCUGGGACGGGACUCGAACCCGCACAGCGCACGGCGACUGAUCAGGAGACCGAAGAGUCUACUACUGCGGCCACCGCUGCUGCCUAAACUAUUAGCAAGUUCGAAAUGCACUAUUUGCACAUUAGCCUACUUAGUCAACAAGUUUGUCGUUUCUUUUUCGAAUUUGAUAGGUUUUUUAAGUGAUAACCCUGUUGGUCUUUUUCAAAUCGGU